Messenger RNA from Aspergillus novofumigatus IBT 16806, 7229 nucleotides. RefSeq names its product putative tRNA-splicing endonuclease. The record is from RefSeq and is a predicted model, not a curated record. Gene Ontology annotation, molecular function: zinc ion binding; transcription termination site sequence-specific DNA binding; helicase activity. Gene Ontology annotation, biological process: termination of RNA polymerase II transcription. Bases 383 to 6730 code for a protein of 2115 amino acids. Gene Ontology annotation, cellular component: nuclear body. The transcript has 5 exons. NCBI's taxonomy places the organism in Eukaryota, Fungi, Ascomycota, Eurotiomycetes, Eurotiales, Aspergillaceae.
AUCGUUUGCACCUUUCAAACAACUUCAUUUGGCUCUUUGUUUGCUGUUCGAUUUGCGAAGAGGCGCAAGUGAAUCUCCUUCUUUGCGAAUUAUUUGAGAAGGCGAAGGGUUCUGUCUCGGCUGUCAUUCACAUUUUCCUUGCUCUGCACUGAUAUUGGUGGAUUUGAGCUCUGCCAAACUCUCUUAUCUCUUCAAUGCGCUGUCGCCACGAGUAACUAUGGUGUAGUGGGCAAGUGCAAAUCACUCGCUGCACAGAUAGUUUGCUUCAAAAAGAGGCGCCCUGCCGUCACAAUACGAGGACCAAAAAUAUCGGUCUUCGAAGAAGUAAUGCGCGGACGCCCCUCAUCUGCAGCAGCGGACUUGAGUAGUCGAGCGUGAGACCAUGGACUUCAUGGAUAUUGUCGGGGAGCUGCGAGCCCUUCCCGACAAUGUCCAUAUUUUGUGCCCUCGACAACACGAUGACGACCAUGGACGAUACGACGACCCCAACGAGGUAGACGAUACGGGAAAAAGCGCAGCGGAACUUGUGGCUGAGGCCAAUGGUCGGCGAGAGAAGUUUCUUUCAUGCAUGCGUAUAUUGGCUUAUAACCAGGAGGGCGUUGAGGAGCUGCAGACUUGGAUCUGGCGCAAAUUGGACGAUGCGCUCGAAAAAUGCGACCUUUGCAUCAAACAGUACUACACGGGCAAGAUCUGGCUGAUAGAGCAGCUCAAGGAGAAUUACGAUGACGAGGAUAUCGAGAAAUUCGCGCGCAUGCUCGACGAUUGGGACAUCAAGAGAAUUAAGAAGAAUUUGGCGACGGCGACAGCGAAGCUGAAAGAAGUUCCGCCUCAAGAGAUUGGGCUUCAUGUGUUGGAUCGAGCAUCGCUCUUGUCAAUAUUUGAGAGUCUGAGUUGCGAGGCCAUGCUUCGCAAUGACGCUCUUCUGCAGGAGCACUUCGACGAACCAUUCCGGCUUAUCCAAACAAAACGUAGUCUCAAGGUCUCGGAUUACGUCCCUGCUGUCACUCGAUUCUUAUUUGAUUCCAACCAGAGCCGAAGUUUCUGGGCUAUUCAUUCCUGGAUGCGCUACUCGCGGCCCCCGACCGCACUUGAGUUCGACUGGGCGAUCAAAGAGGGGCUUCUCGACAUAUUGAAGGCAGCCUCUCAGCAACCGCCUCAGGUAGCUGUUAUCCAGCGACUCUGGCGCGGCAUGCAACUUGUAGUGAAGAGAUUGGAUAAGGAUCAGAUCACGCAUCAUCUACGGGCGCUUGAAAUAGACCCCUGCCGUCUUUCUGUGGAACACCUUGGGAUUCAAUCUCCAGGGCUGCGUUUCCUUCUCAACACGAUUCAGAUCUUCCUCGAAAAAGCCCCAGGGGACUUUUGGGAUGCUAUGCAGACGAUCUCCCCUCAAGCUAUCAUCGAGCUCGUUUUCUAUAACCCUCAGCUGGGGGCGUUCUUGAUGCAAAUCCGCGAGGGGGAGCCUUACGAGAAGUCUGCUCUGAAGGAUAUGCUCUCUUGGGUUGAUCCUUUCAUGUCGUCCUUGAAGGGCGCGCACCAACCUUCAGCCUGCAGAUCUCUUGUCUAUCAGCUUCUUGAUCGACUCCAAAAUCCGCGCUUCCCGGACUUGGCUCGGUAUCAUUGUUUUCAUGUUGGACUGGCCAGUUUACUUCAAACACUUCGCAGCUUCACCGACAAUGAGUCUUCACGAGGCUCGGUGGCCCGUAUUGUAUUGUCUGAGACCAUGGGAGUUGUGAGCGCAAAUACCGAUACAAUUCUGAAGCCUCCCAAGUUCUCAGUGGAGCAAAGACGGCAGGAGGAGAUAUCCUCUUUAUGCAUGGACGUCAUCCGUAAUACAUUGGCACUUGAGUGCCAAUCCUUGAAGAGCGAUUACGAAGUCAUUUUACGGCAGAAUUCUCUUCAACAUGGCGUAAGCACCUACUCGGCUCCCAUUUGGGAAGCUGUUGUCAGGAACCUUCACGAGGAUAAUCUUGCGCUUUCGACCUCGGCGCUGCUUGGUAUACUGCCCCUGGUUGGCUUGGAAACAUUUCCGACGAAGGGCGAGUCAAGUCCGGAGAAGACACAUUUUAACCUGAUUUACGGCCACCUAACUCGACUCUCAUGUCAAAUUAUUGAGCGCCUUGCUGAUUUCAAGCCUGAGCAUCUCAAUGAAUUGUUCAAGAGCCAAGAUACCAGUAGUGCAUUGAUCUCUGCUCUGUUCGCAGCGGAUCUUGACACCUAUCAGGCUGCCGUCGACCUCAUCAAGAACAUGAGCGGUCACUCAGCUAGAAGGGAUGCAAUCUCUCAUCUUUUACAGUCUUUUUUCAUAACGACGAUGUACGGACUUAGUUGGUCUUUCCGACGGAUCUCAAACAUGAAGACGUUUGCUUCUGCGCCGAGAAUGUUACACACCGGAACCGAUAUCGUUGAUAUCCUCUGUGACAGUCAGACAGGAAUGCUCAGAACUCGUAAGCUUGCUGAUCGGAGAGAGAUCCUUUCCCUCCAGAAGCUUUGGGAGUAUCUCUGGCAAGCGUUAAGCACCAUCUUCGAUGAAACUGAGGCAUGGCAUCUCAGGGGUAACGACAAAGCUGUAAUGCUGGAAUUCUGCAGGGACACUAUUCAAUUUGCGGACCUGCUUUUCGACCAAUACGGUGUUUUCUUGAGCGCUGUUGUCGAUGCGGAUCCCAGCCAGGAGGCUUCUGCUCGAGAGAAUUUUUUGAAGUUCCCAACCACGACCAUGAGUGCGAUGGUCAAAUGGCUCCGCCUGAAAGAUGAAUAUUUGGCAACCACGCUGGUAGGACUGGUAGCAAAGCUGCUUCGCCGCUUAGGGGAGCUUAGCGUGACAACUGUUAAAGAUGAUGCUCUAGGUUUCAUUGAAGGCGUUGCGGUCAAGUCCACCAUCAAGACCAUCCUGACAUUGCGGGAGAAAGCAGAGCUUGUUCGGGCUCUUGAGGCAUACUACAAGAAACCUGUUGUGACGGCUUCCACCGCCAGCCUCAAGAAACAGAGUAUGAUCACCGCGUUUGCCAAACCAGCCGAGGUCUCCGCUACACCUAGUCCAGCCAAAACAACCAGUGAAGAUGAGUUCGAUGAUGACAAUGUACCAGACGAUGUUCUGAUGCAGCUAUCGCGGUCUGUCGAGCUCAAUAAAGAGAGACUUGCAGCUGAAGCUAAGAGAAGAGCGGACAAGGCGGCCAAGGCCCUCCCCGCAAUUCCCAGACCCUCUGCUGCACCCUUGAAACCUAAUGUGACAGUUCAGUCCUUCCGUGAAAAACGCGAGAAGGAGAAGGAAGCCAAGAGAAAGCGUGACCUUGCCGAGCUUGCACGUUUGAAGAAGAAUCUUCCUGCGCGUGGCGUUGGGGAACAGACUGCUGAACAAGGAUCCGGGUUGAGUGGUAUCGGGGUCAAAGGCAAAGUUCAUACUACUACCGAGGAAAGUAUGAUGGUGUCUUCUGGCUCAGAAUCCGAGUCGGAAAGCGAUGACGAACUCGAUAAGGAGCUCUUCGGGCCGAAGGGAAGAUCUAAGCCGGACGCAAUCAAAGCUUAUGAAGAGAGUAAAAAACUAUCGCUGAAGCAACAAGGCCCUGUUAAAAAGAUCAAGCAGGUGCGCUCUGCGAAAGAUAUGCGGGCACGGCUCGCGCCAGAUCUAUCUUCUUUGCAUCGUACAAUCCUCUCUUGGGACUUUUUUGCAAAUGGUGAUCUUCCGCCAAAUUCUGGUCGUACUGACUACAGCCUGGUAUCCAACUCUUUCAGAGACCCGAUCGAGUACCAGAAAACAUUCGAGCCUCUUCUGAUUUUGGAAGCUUGGCAAGGGUUCAACUCGACGAAGGAGGAAGGAACAUUUAGACCAUUCGAAAUCAAGGUUGCCACUCGUCUCUCCGUGGACUCAUUUGUCGAAGUCAGCACAGUUCUACCCUCGCUUGAGGUCAAAGACCUCGGUCUCGGCGAAGCCGAUAUCGUCCUUCUUUCUAAGUCGAGCAGGCCAACAUCCGAUCCUUCUGCCCCUCACUGCUUUGCAAGGGUUGCCGGCAUCAACAAGAAGAGGGGCACAGUUGAAAUAUCUUAUCGGGUGAAUCCCGGGAGCUCCUUCAUCAAUUCCCUCGGACCUGGAGUCACAAUCUGGGGUGCGAAGAUAACGUCAUUGACUCCUCUUGAACGAGAGUAUGGUGCUCUCAUGGCUCUGCAGUAUUAUGAUUUGUGCGAGGAAGUCAUCAGGGCCAAACCGUCGCCGAUUCUCCACUACUCCGAUGCUAGCCUGAAACCGAUUGCGGACAAUUACAAUGUCAAUCCGGCCCAGGCGAAGGCAAUCAAAUCUGCUCUAGACAAUGAUGCCUUUACCCUUAUCCAAGGGCCCCCGGGCGUAACAAUUUCACGGCCGACGGGAGUGGCAAAUCCGAGGGCCCCUGUAAGAACUGCAACGUCGAAAAAGCUACUAGUCUGUGCUCCGAGUAACGCUGCUGUCGACGAGCUGGUGAUGCGAUUCAAGGAGGGUGUGAAAACUAUCCACGGACGCCACGAAAGAUUAAACGUCAUUCGUCUGGGCAGAAGUGAUGCUAUCAACACGAAUGUUCUCGAUGUGACCUUAGAUGAGCUCGUCAACGCUCGAUUGAGCCAGAAUCCACGUAAAGACUCUGGCGAAAGGGACUUACAGACGAUCUAUAUGGAACACAAAGCUGCGGAUACCGCGUUCAAGGAGACCCGCGCAAAAAUCGAUCAAUGCAGAGCUCAGGGCUUACCUGUGCCAGAAGAAUUGGAACGAGAGUUCGAUCUGCUCAAGAAGAAGAAGACGCAGCUUAGCCAACAGAUCGACGCUGCGAGGGACAAGAAUCACUCGGCAGCACGCGAUGCAGAUUUGAAUAGGCGCCGCAUUCAACAGGAAAUCAUUAACGGCGCUCAUGUCAUCUGCGCCACUCUCAGCGGUAGCGGCCACGAGAUGUUCCAGAACUUGAGUAUUGAAUUUGAAACCGUUGUUAUUGAUGAAGCUGCUCAGUCUAUCGAACUCAGUGCCCUUAUUCCCCUGAAGUACGGGUGCUCCAAAUGUAUUCUCGUUGGAGACCCGAAGCAACUGCCGCCCACUGUUUUAUCGAAAGUUGCUUCUAAGUUCCAAUACGAGCAGAGUUUGUUCGUCAGAAUGCAGGCCAACCACCCAAGGGAUGUACAUCUGCUCGAUACUCAAUACCGUAUGCAUCCAGAAAUCAGUGUUUACCCCAGCGCUGCGUUCUAUGACGGGAAGCUAAAGGACGGGCCGAACAUGGCCAAACUCCGUGCUCGUCCAUGGCAUCAGAGCGAGCUUCUUGGCCCAUAUCGUUUCUUCGAUGUGCAGGGGCUCCAUCAAAAUACAACGAAGGGUCACUCUCUGAUCAAUUUGGCGGAGUUGCGGGUGGCUAUGCAACUCUACGAACGACUGAUCACAGAUUUCCGCGAUUAUGACUUCAGUGGGAAAAUAGGUAUCAUUACCCCGUACAAGGGUCAGUUGAGGGAGUUGAAGACACAGUUUGCCGCAAGGUACGGAAACGCCAUCUUCAACAUGGUCGACUUUAAUACAACGGACGCCUUCCAAGGUCGGGAGAGUGAAGUCAUCAUCUUCUCUUGUGUUAGAGCAUCCAACAAAGGAAUUGGUUUCUUGGCGGACAUUCGCCGUAUGAAUGUCGGUCUGACGCGUGCCAAAUCAUCCCUUUGGGUUCUUGGUAAUUCGCAGUCUUUGGUGCAAGGCCAAUUCUGGAAUGGGUUGAUUAAGGAUGCGCGUCGAAGAAAUGUAUAUACCGACGGUGACAUUCUGGACAUUCUUCAGCGGCCACAGUUUACGGGCUACAAGGACAUCGAUAUGAUGGACGCCGAGUCUCCAAAUCCUACAGUCUCACUCAAGGCUGCUGGUUCCGAACCCUUCUCCAGACCGACCUCAGCCUCCCUUGAGCGGCCAACUUCAGAGUCCUCCAUCUCUGCAUCAGUCUCUAGGAGGGGCACUCCCAUAGAACCUCCGCCAGACCUGCCGUCAGGCGGUCCCAACGGUUUGGAUGAUACCCGCACAUGCGGUUACUGUGGCAGCUUUGCUCAUAUGACGCACAAUUGUGACAACAUCGAUGCGAAGGAGGCGUCGCGUGGCACCUGCUACAGAUGUGGGCGCUCAGGACAUACACGCAUGGUUUGUACGGCAGAACGCUGUCUGCAAUGUGGUGAGUUCGGACAUGAUGCACAGAGCUGUCAAUCUGCGAGGGAGCUGCCAAAGAAAGAGAAAAUUCGUAUCGCACGAGAGGAGCAUCAACAUGCUCAGAUGAAGAAACAAAGGACCGAGCGUCAGCGCCAGAAACAGCUUGGAGGACAUGAUCCCAAAGUACCGGUUCUACAGGUCUCUUCCGAUCCGCCGCCGCGCGGGGAUAAGAAGCCUGAGAAACGUAGGCCCGACCUGAGCAAUGCACCUGGCAAGCGCAAGCGUACGGGUUCAGAAUCGCCCGAUACUUCUAAGGUUUCUAAACCUCGAAGCUCGGACUCAGUUCCCAAUCCAUCCAAAGGCCCGCGACGCAAGAUUGAUGCCAAUGUGCCUACCAGCGCCGCUGGCUUGGUCAAACCGUCACGGGACGGGCCAGCAUUCGCUCCUCUGGACAAUAACAAGUCCUCAGACGGCCCAUCGUCAGGUUCUGGGUCAGCAAAUCUCCCUCCUCGUCCUCCGCAAAGACCCGGCAAUGGAGUCAGACCACCUCCUCCGAUGCGCAAAAAGAAAGAGGUCGAUCCAUUCAUUAGACCAAAGAGAAGGUAGCAGGCGCAUCAUCUUCUGCAUAAAUUUCCCCCACACAACGCAUAGACCGCAUCCAUACGCAUUUUAUUCUCAAAAAAGAAAUAGCAUCCUUGAAGAUUUGUGGGACAGACAUGCUUCCUUCCUUGACACCUACUGUAUGAUACGUGGGAUUUUCACCUUGCAUACAUCCGAGCGGCUGCGCAUUAUUGGCAUUUCUUUUUGUUUUGCAUGAUCAUUUCAAUUCGUCCUUCAUGGCGGCUAUUACCUUUGAAACUUACAUACAUUGUGACCAUACGGCGGCGAUUUACGAAUCGUGAUGCCUCAGUUCGAGAAUUUCCGAUUUUUGUGAUGGUGAUGGGAUGCAUUGAAACGGAGCACUGCUGGCAUUUAUCCUUUUCUCGUCUCUUCCUUGCUUCUUCUGCACUGCAUGUCCACUGUCAGGGGCAAAGCUUGAAAUAUCUUCAUGUUGUCUAUAUACCCGUGGAUAUAGGCGGUAGGCUGAAAUUUUGAUGACUUGGCG